Messenger RNA from Helianthus annuus (common sunflower), 1150 nucleotides. RefSeq names its product F-box protein FBW2. The coding region runs from base 188 to 1039 and encodes 283 amino acids. NCBI's taxonomy places the organism in Eukaryota, Viridiplantae, Streptophyta, Magnoliopsida, Asterales, Asteraceae. Gene Ontology annotation, molecular function: protein binding. The record is from RefSeq and is a predicted model, not a curated record. The transcript has 2 exons.
UCUUUCUUUUUUUACGAAAGAAGAUAAAAUUUCUCAUUCCCAGUCGUCGGAUCAAAACGCAAACGCCACGUGUCAAAAACCCAUUACUCUCUCUCUCUGUCUCUCUGUCAUCAAAAAAACUGACGAAACCAAACGAUCAGGGUUUGUCACUUUUUUGGGUUUUGCAUACGCAAAAAUUCAGCAAAAAAUGAGCAAGAAAACGGUGGUGGCACCGGCGGAUGAAGAUCCGGUGGCGGUGGUGGCGGAAGAAUGGCGGAAUUGGGACGGUUUAAACCCGGAGAUUCUGGGUCUUAUAUUUGUAAGAAUACCGGUUGAAGAAAUGGUGAGCAUUGUGCCUUUGGUUUGUAAGGGUUGGAUGGAAGUGGUGUACGGGCCGUACUGCUGGUCCGAGGUUGAUCUGGAGGCGUGGUGUCGCCGUCGGAACGACGGUCAUGCGGUGGAUAUGGUGGUGAAGAAGGUGGUAAGGAGGAGUAAGUUUAGGGUUCAACGGUUGUGUGUUUAUGGCAUGGGAGAGAAAGGGUGGUUCCAUGUGGCUUAUUGUGGAAAUUUUCUGAAAGUGCUGCAAAUGCCGAUGACUGAUAUCACUGACAAACUCGUAUCGAAGCACAUAAAGCCACUGCCAAAUCUCACCGUCUUGGAUGUGAGCCAUUGCGUCAACAUCACAAGCGAAGGCCUUAAAACAUUCGGUCACCAAUGCAAGUCGUUGCUUCACUUGAAAAGAAACAUGCCUGCAUUCGAAGACCAGUUGCCUGAUGAUUCUGAAGCCAAAGCCAUAGCCGAGACCAUGCCACAUCUGCAGCAUAUUGAGCUUUGUUUCGGUCGGUUUGGUGAUUCGGGUGUUUCCGAAAUCCUCGCAAAAUGUAAGGCGCUCACUCAUCUUGUCAUUCAAGGGAGUUGGAAUGUGGAGUUGAACGGUGAUCUUGCUGAGAUAUGUGAACGACUCCAGCAUUUUCAUAGCCCGUGGGUUGAUGAUGAUCAUCGGUUCUCUGACAUGAGCGAAUGCAGUGAUGCGAAUUUCACAGAUUCCGAUUCAGAUUGAUUUGGUUGCUUUGGAUGAUAUUAAUAUAUUAUGAUGUUGAGAUUGUUAUAUAUUAUGGGCUAAUAUAUUUUAAUUGAUAAAAAGAUUUCAAGUGCUUUUCUUUGCAAAAUA